AUGAACAGGGUGUCACCUCGCGCUCGUCAUCUAGUCGUUUAUCAAUAUUGGUAUUCAUUAAUUAUUAUUCCCUCCAUCCCUUCAUCAGCCAAACCCAGGAACGCUGCCUCCGGGGUAACAGUGAUAGCCUCCACUGUCGCCGCGGGAGCCCAGCCAGUUGUCGUGGCCCGCUGUGAGUCGACCGACGGUCGCCCUGCUGCCCAGAUCGCAUGGGUGACGGCUGUCAACGGCAACGCUACCUCCGCCUCUACGGCGGGCGCUGACAACACCGUGACGAUAACUAGCCAGUACAUGCUGGUUCCCACAGCAGCAGACAACGGCAAAGACAUCAGCUGUUUGGUGUCCCAUAGGACCCAGGCCAAGCCUGAGAGCUUCCUGAUGAAACUGGCCGUCGAGUACCCCCCACAGGUGACCAUCGUGGGCUAUGAUAAUAACUGGUACGUGGGUCGGACCAACGUGGCUCUGACCUGUCAGGCUACUGCCAACCCCAUCCCUACCACCAUCACAUGGAAAACUAUGUCCGGUCAGAUGCCAGACACAGUGCAGGUAAAAGAAAACGUUUUGACCGUGCUGAAGGUGGACGAGCAGACCAACACAACCUUCGUCUGUGAGGUCAAGAACCGCCUGGGCACCGGCAAGGACCAGGUCACUGUUAUGGUCCGAGAACCCUCUGUGGUCCCCUCCAACACGGCUGUGGUGGCAGGUGCUGUGAUUGGCUCCCUUCUGGCCCUCCUCCUCGUCGCCGCCCUUAUUGCCGUCCUGGUCACCCGGAGCCGCCGGCAACAGCAGGGUUACCGUGGCAACCCAAACCACAGCUCCUACGACACAAAGUCGCGUCUCUUCGGCGCCGGCAAGAAGGGGAGCAAGAACGGGACGGGUGCUGGCGCCGGGGGCAACGGGGCGGGCGGCAACAACAACAGCCCCAUCUACGUCUACAAGGAGGGCUCCGCCCAUGAUGGCCUGACUGACAAGGCCAAUCAACACGUGCCACUGCACCUGGGGGGGCGUGGUGAGGGGGCGGUUGCCACGGCGCCCACGGCACAGGACAUCCUGCUGAGUGGCGAGCUGGACGAGGCAGAGCGAAGGAAGUUUGACCAGCUGGAGGACGACGAGGAGAGUUACGACAACUUUGGAGGGGGCGGGCCCAUCCUGCAGCUCCGCCCACCACAUGACCAGGACGGAAUCAUGAGCGGUUACCUUGACGACGACAUGGAGUCUCAGCGCGACGGGUCGGUCAUCUCACGGACUGCCGUGUACGUGUAGAGAGAACGGGCAGAGGAAGAGGAGGAGGAAGGGAAAGCGACCACAAAUGCAGCCCAUAGAGAGAGCAAGAUGAAGUGGCUGAGGGAGGGAAUGUACAGAAACAAGAUGAACUGAAUGAAGUGGCUGAGGGAGGGAAUGUACAGAAACAAGAUGAACUGAAUGAAGUGGCGAGAGGGAAUGUACAGAAACAAGAUGAACUGAAUGAAGUGGCUGAGGGAGGGAAUGU
Molecule: messenger RNA, 1489 nt
Organism: Salvelinus sp. IW2-2015
Lineage: Eukaryota; Metazoa; Chordata; Actinopteri; Salmoniformes; Salmonidae
Source: RefSeq, a predicted model, not a curated record